AGGCAGAACAAAGCCCCGAGACAAGGGGGGGGGGGGGGGGCUGGAGCAAUUUGUGUGGGGGGAGGGGGGCUGAGAGCCACUGAACCAAACUGUAACCCCUGUGUAGGAUGGAAACCGCUUCCAGCCGGGGGGUGCGGCCGCCCCCCCAAUUCCUGUGCACAGAGCUCGCAGCUCCCUGGGGUGGGGGCCCUGGCCCAGACCAGACCCUGCUGGUGCCUCCCCUGUGAUCCGGGGGGGGCUGAGCAGCUGCUCCCCCAUCCCCUGUGCGGUCUGUGCUGGGGGGGAGCCCGUCAUUAACCCCUCCGUGCCUGGCUGCGGGGGGGGCUUUCUCCAGCUGGGACCAGCCCCUGCGCCGGAGGCCCCCGGGGCCGGUGACCUUCGGGGAGGUGGCUGUGUAUUUCACCAGUGAAGAGGGGGCUCUGCUGGACCCCGCUCAGAGAGCCCUCUACAGAGACGUCAUGCAGGAGAACUACGAGAAUGUGACCUCGCUGGGGUUUCCCGUUUUCAGACCUGAUGUGAUCUCCCAGCUGGAACAAGGGGCAGAGCCGUGGGUCCCAGACCUCCAGAGUUCAGAGGAAAGGGAGAUCCUGAGAGGUCCCUGCACAGCAGGUGCUGGGAUGGUGAGUGAGAAUGAGGAGCAGAAUUCUCAGCAGGAAGAUGCUGAGCAAGUGGAAUCACAUGGAGCAUUAUCGCAAAGAUCGAAAGGGAAUGUGUCCAGGAGUUGUGAGCAGGGAACAGCCUGUGAGAUUCAGCACAGACCAGAGAGAGAGCAGGGAAACCAGCCAGAGGAGAAAUUGAGUACAUUUAUUUACUGUCAGGGAACACACAAGGACCUUAAAGAAACCACAGCCCAGCAAAAAAUCCUCAGGGGAACGAAAAAAAAUACAUGCACUGAGUGUGGGAAAAACUUUCGGAACUGCUCAUCCCUUACUAAACAUCAGAGAACACACAGAGCAGAGAGACCUUUUGAAUGCUGUGAGUGCGGGAAAACCUUCAUUUGGCACUCGCACCUUAUUACGCAUCAGAGAAUCCACACAGGUGCAAAACGCUAUGAAUACCGUGGGGGUGGGAAAACCUUCAAUCCGAACUCAAACCUUAUGGCACAUCACAGAAUCCACACAGGUGAGAAACUUUAUGAGUGCAGUGAGUGUGGGAAAAACUUCACUCAGAGCUCAGACCUUACUACACAUCAGAGAAUCCAUACGGGAGAAAGACCCUAUGAAUGCCGUGAGUGUAGGAAAAGUUUCAUUCGACGGUCACACCUGAUUACGCAUAAGAGAAUCCACACAGGGGAGAGGCCCUAUGAGUGCGGUGAGUGCGGGAAAACCUUCACUGCCAGCUCAAACCUUAUUCAGCAUCAGAGGAUCCACACCGGGGAGAGGCCCUAUGAGUGCAGUGAGUGUGGGAAAAGUUUCACUCAGAGCUCAGAUCUUACUACACACCAGAGAAUUCACACAGGGGAGAGGCCCUAUGUAUGCUGUGAGUGCGGGAAAAGCUUCAUUCGACGGUCACACCUGAUUACGCAUCAGAGAAUCCACACAGGGGAGAAACCCUAUGAAUGCUGCGAGUGCGGGAAAACCUUCACUGCCAGCUCCAAUCUUAUUCAGCAUCAGCGAAUCCACACCGGGGAGAGGCCCUACCAGUGUUGUGAGUGCGGAAAAAGCUUCGCUCAGAGCUCAGAACUUACUACACAUCAGAGAAUGCACAAGGGAGAGAGACCCUACGAAUGCUGUGAGUGUGGGACAAACUUCACUGACCGCUCCGCCUUUCUCAAUCAUCAGAGAAUCCACACGGGAGAGAGGCCCUACGUAUGCUUUGAGUGCGGGAAGACCUUCACUCGGAGCUCAAACCUCAUUACACAUCAGAGGAUCCACACAGGGGAGAAACCCUACGAAUGCGGUGAGUGCGGGAAAAGAUUCACUCACAGCUCAAACCUGAUAACGCACCAGAGAAUCCACACGGCAGAAAGGCUCUAUCAAUGUGAGUGCGGGAAAAGCUUCACUGAGAGCUCAACCCUUCUUAAGCAUCGGAGAAUCCACGCAGGAGACAAACCCUAUGAAUGCGGCGAGUGCGGGAAAACCUUCCCUCGGCGCUCAGCCUUUAUCUCUCAUCAGAGAAUCUGCAAGGGAGAGAAACACCAUAAAAACCUCUAGGGCUAUCUAGCCAUUUUUUUUCUUUUGCUAAUUCCCACGUAGUAACCUGUAAGGCUGUUUGAACCGUUGGCAUCAGUUUUAUCCCGCAGCUUGUCCAGACGAGUUGCCCAUUUUGACCUUUUGCCGUUCAUCCUGGGUUGAGGUGGACCUUAGAAUCAUAGAAUCAUAGAAUAUCAGGGUUGGAAGGGCCCUCAGGAGGUAUCUAGUCCAACCCCCUGCUCAAAGCAGGACCAAUUCCCAAUCAAAUCGUCCCAGCCAGGGCUUUGUCAAGCCGGG
Molecule: messenger RNA, 2429 nt
Organism: Chelonia mydas (Green sea turtle)
Lineage: Eukaryota; Metazoa; Chordata; Testudines; Cheloniidae
Product: zinc finger protein OZF-like
Exons: 4
Coding region: 459-2153 (564 amino acids)
Biological process (GO): regulation of transcription by RNA polymerase II
Molecular function (GO): RNA polymerase II cis-regulatory region sequence-specific DNA binding; DNA-binding transcription factor activity, RNA polymerase II-specific
Source: RefSeq, a predicted model, not a curated record